Pseudophryne corroboree (corroboree frog) is the source of this 1166-nucleotide messenger RNA. RefSeq lists its product as uncharacterized. NCBI's taxonomy places the organism in Eukaryota, Metazoa, Chordata, Amphibia, Anura, Myobatrachidae. The transcript is spliced from 4 exons. Bases 114 to 1142 code for a protein of 342 amino acids. The record is from RefSeq and is a predicted model, not a curated record.
ACCGACUCCCAGCUACUUCGGGAGCCAUACAGUCAGAUCUCUGCUGAUUUUCCUCCAUAGACAGCACAGCCGCAGCUUGUAGCUACUCCACGCUGCACACAGGGACUGACAGCAUGCCCAGCUCCACUGCAGACACCCCAGUGGCAACAAAAAGAACACGCCACACUACUACCCCAAAUGUCGCACACAGGGCUGCUGGUGCUGCAGGUUCAUCCCGGCAUCACCCGACUGCGCAAAUGCGCACGAGCCAUGGAUCCGCCACGCGGAAACACGUGGCACAUAAAAGACACCGUCCCGAUCUGCCGACACCACAAUCUGCAUCUCCGCCAAUGCGACGCAUAUCUACGGUCUCAAGGCCACCGGCUGAUUUGUUGGCGCCUUCCCCAACACGUGAACCACAGUCCAAUCAACUUCCAGAUGAUGCCAGCAUGACACCGGCCCACCAGCCAGCUGAUAUGGAGGUUACUUUUGUGCUUGACCAGCAGCCAAUAGACACUACCAGACCAAGCAUGCCACCUAUGUCUCUGCCUCCGCCACCAACUCCUCCGCAACCACAAAUGAGCCCAGCCAAACCACAGGCUCAAAACCCAGAGCAGGCAUUUUGGGACAGCUGGGCAACACAACAGUCGCACAAUUUAGACUGUCUUCGCAGACAAACUCAACUGCUCUCAAGUCUGCCACAUUACCUGCCGAGAAUCAGUCGCACUAUCAGCCGACAAAAUUCAGAGAUGAGUAAAAUAGCUACUUGUAUGGAGCAAAUGCGGGCUGACAACAGCCACAUGAUGAACACUUUGGCCCGUAUUAUGGAUGACCAAAUGAGGCAGCACCAAAACUACCUCAAUCUGCUGGAAACAAACAAUAGUCUUACUGAAAGCCUAGGCAGAAUCAUUGAGAACAACAUGGCCUCAAAUAGUCAACUUAACGCCACACUUACUAAUCUCAGCCGCAAUAUAACUUUAUUACACACACAACAAGGGAGCACCAGCUCCGGAACAACCACCCCUAUAAAUACGCCAGUUACGUCCCCAGUAAGGAGAUCAGACAGAGGAAGAUCUAACGUGCCUGGCCCAGACUCUGCCAGCUCUAAGGGUUCACAAAAAAAUAAAGUAUUCCGCUGCAAGUGUAAUCUUCUUAGGUGGUAAACAAUGUCAUGUUGUCAUAACUAU